This is a messenger RNA of Cordyceps militaris CM01, 1908 nucleotides long. RefSeq lists its product as uncharacterized. Lineage: Eukaryota; Fungi; Ascomycota; Sordariomycetes; Hypocreales; Cordycipitaceae. Bases 1 to 1908 code for a protein of 635 amino acids. The transcript is spliced from 4 exons. The record is from RefSeq and is a predicted model, not a curated record.
AUGUCGCACACGCCCACGGGGCGCCGCUUCCCGCCGCACGAGUUCACGCUCCCGUCGGGCCAGCGCAUCAUCGCCAGCCUGCCGGGCGACGUGGCCGCGCUGCGGCGGCAGCACAGCGCGAGCGGCGCCGACGUCGUCGUCGAGCACGGCUCCGACGCGCACAUCAGCUACCUGCGGCAGGUCCACUCGCACCACGAGGGCCGCCGCGACGAGAUGCGCGCCCGCCUCGGCGACGCCGCCGCCGAGUGGGAGGAGACGCACCGCCAGCUGACGGCCGUCGGCGCCGAGCUCGAGCGGCUUGCCCGCCGCGAGGCCGCGCUGGAACACAACUUUGACAAGUUUGGCUACAAUAGCCGUCUCCGGACCCACGACGGCAUGCUUGGUGAUGAUCGCCGCGGGGGGGCGAUCCCCGGUACGGAGACUGCGCCGAGCGGCACUACGACGCCGGGCGCCGGCACCAGCGAAAAGAAGCAUCGGCACGGUAGGGGGACUAGCACGAAACUGUUCAAGAGGCCGGUGGUCAGGCAGUGGUUUCACCGCGGCGUCAUCUGGCGCGCGGCGGGACAGACCGAGAUUAUGGCCAUUGAGCUGUUCUUUGAUCUCCUCUAUGUCGGCAUCAUCCACUCCAAUGGCGAACACAUGGCCGAAGAGCCCACCGGUCGUGAGCUCCUGCGCUUUGCCGUCACCUUUAUCAUGUCGUGGAAGAUUUGGACCGAAAUCACCUACGCCCUGAGCUGGUUCGAGUCCGACGACGUCUUGACGAAAUUCGAACUCCUCUUCAAUCUUGCUUGUCUCCUCGGCUUCACCACCAACAUGAUUAGCAGCUUCAACGAGGACCCGGCGCACAACACGUACGCGCAGCUGGUCGGCUUCUACCUGGCCACCCGCUACGCCGUCGCCCUGCACUUUGCCGUCAACUACUUUCUGCUGCCCAUGGUGCGCGGCUUCAUGCUCGCCUCGUGCAUCCAGGUGCUGGUGCCGACGGCGCUCUGGGUCGGCAGCGUCUUUGUCGAGAUGCCCGACCGCCUGAUUCUCAUCUGGAUCGCCAUCGUCCUCGACAUGUGGGGUCAGAUCUUUUACUUUGCACCGGUGCAGUAUACGCUGCGCUCCAAGGAAGAGUCGGAUACGUGGUUUACCAGAGGCGUGCGGACCAUGUUUGACUACAUUCCCGCCAUCAACAUUGAGCACCGCGUGGAGCGCACCAAUGCCUUUGUGUCCUUGGUCCUUGGCUACUCCGUGGUCGGCAUCUUGUUCCAGAGCAACGGCGGCUACAACGUCAACGCCUUUCUCGGCAAGGCUGUUCUUGGUCUCUUGCAGGCCUUCUUCUUCAAUUGGAUCUACUUUGACAUUGACGGCAACGGCAUCGACGUCCAUGCCAUUCGUCGGUCGGCGGUAGCAAUGGGCGUCUGGAACAAUGCUCACCUGCCCUUCAUCAUGGGCUACAUCAUUGCUACCUCGGCCCUGUCUCGACUGGUUCUCGCGUCCGACAUGUCCAACACGUAUCCGGAGCAGCUGACGGAAAACUACCGCGGGCUGGCGGAAGAGGAGUUUGGCACCGGCGUACGCUACUUUUACUGCCACGGCUUGGCGAUUGCCCUCCUGUCCAUGACGGCCAUGGCCAUCAGCCACAAGCACCAGUCCGAGGGCACGCCGCGGCUGGCCAAGCAGUACCGACUGGCUAACCGCGUAGCCAUGGCCCUCGUCAUGUUCUUCCUGCCUCUGGCCACAGAUCUCAAGUCACUGUACCUCAUCUCCAUCACCCUCGGCCUGAUCAGCUGGGUGCUCAUCGUCGAGCUCUGGGGUGUCUCGCUCAAGGGACAGUCCUUUGUUGGCGAGGUGGACUGCACACGCAAGGCCAUCAGAGGAACCAAGGAGGAGGACGACGCAAAUUUGCCGCCUGUUACAUGA